AUGGACGUCCUCCCCCCAAGCAUCGACCCCUGGUACACAGCCCCAGCAGGCUACGAGGCCGCCGUCCCAGGGACAGUCCUGCGCGUGCGCCCGGGCCCCGAAACCCAUCUAGCAGCAAUGAACUCAACCGCCUCCUCAAUCUACAACAUCCUCUACCGCACAACCGACGCCUUCGAACAGCCCUCUUUCGCCGUGACGACGCUCCUCGUCCCGUUAUCCCCCUCCGAAACAAACGGCACAAAACUCCUCUCCUACCAAAUCCCCUACAACACCGUGAACAUCGACUACAGCCCCAGCUACGCCCUCGGCACCGAGUACGCCACGUACUUGGCUGACAUAACGACAGCCCUGGAAAACGGGUGGUUCGUGAACGUCCCCGACUUCGAGGGCCCACGCGCCUCAUUCUCCGUAUCCCUCGAGUCAGCACACGCAACCCUCGAUUCCAUCCGCGCCGUCAUCGCCGCUGAUAUCCACCCCGAGCAUGGUUUAGACGCCGACACCAGCACCGUGCUGUGGGGGUACUCGGGCGGGAGCAUACCCAGCGAAGUCGCCGGGGAGGUGGCCGCAGCCUACGCACCUGAACUCGACAUCGCGGGGAUCGCGAUUGGCGGUGUGCUUGUGGACGUCGAGCAUGUCCUGCGCGUCGUGGAUGGGACGGCCUAUGCUGCGCUCGCGCCGCUGAUGAUGCUCGGUCUUGCGACGCGGUACCCGGAGGUCCGGGCGUAUCUGGACAGCUAUCUACGUCCGUAUGGGGCGUGGAAUAGGACGGCGUUUGAAUCUGCUGCGGGUAUGAGCGUCUUACAGGCGUACGGCGUCUUUGGGAACCAGAGCAUGGCGAUGUACUUUUCCAGUGGGUCGGGGUGGCUGCAUGCGCUGGAGUUGCGGGCCGCGAAGGAGGAGAGUUGGGUUAUGGGGCGCCGGGGGACGCCGGGCGUGCCGAUGUUCGUGUAUAUGGCGGUUGGUGAUGAGGUUUGUCCGGUGGGGGAUGUGGAUGGUUUGGUGAGGGCGUAUUGUGAGGCUGGGGCGAGGAUACGCUAUGAGCGGAAUACGGUUGGGAAUCAUUUGGCGGAGAAGAUGGGGGAUCGGGAGAGGGUUUUUGGCUGGUUGGCCGGCAUUUUUGAGGGGAUGGAGGUUCAGGUUGGGUGUGUGGUGAGAGAUGUUAAGAUUGGAGGUGAGCCUGUGGUGUAA
Molecule: messenger RNA, 1188 nt
Organism: Aspergillus mulundensis
Lineage: Eukaryota; Fungi; Ascomycota; Eurotiomycetes; Eurotiales; Aspergillaceae
Exons: 1
Coding region: 1-1188 (395 amino acids)
Biological process (GO): lipid catabolic process
Molecular function (GO): triacylglycerol lipase activity
Source: RefSeq, a predicted model, not a curated record